AUGAAAAAAACUUUAAUUUUUCUUCUUCUCAUAAUUUUGUGUUUUUCCAAAGCAGGGGAUUGCACAAAUGCAUAUUGCGGAAAUCAAUUAAAAGCUUGCAAAAAUGGAGGAGAUUGUGAUAAAACUGCUGCAAAAUGUGCUAAUCAAUUUAAAUAAUAUGUUCAUCGAGCAUAAAAAUCUGGCUAAUAUAAAGGAACAGAAGCUGGAUAUCAAGACGUAAAAUAUUUUAAAAUCUUUAGUUUAAUUAUUGCAUGAGUACUAAUUCAGCUGCAAAAAGUUUAAAUAGUUGCAGUAGAUAAUAUUGCAGUAAAGUGCUUUAUGAAGAGAGUAUUAGAAUAGAUGAGAUUAUUUAGUCAUAUUGAAUAUUAAUUCGUUUUUAUUAAUAAAAAAAAC
Messenger RNA from Paramecium sonneborni, 393 nucleotides. The record is from the annotation of a GenBank genome assembly. Lineage: Eukaryota; Ciliophora; Oligohymenophorea; Peniculida; Parameciidae.